CCCUCCUGCUCAGGGCUCUAUAAAUUGCAGCUGCAUAAAAGACAGCCUUUUACCUCAGCAGACUGCUUAGAUUUUGCAAAGGGAACAGUCAGAAUGAAGUACCUUGUUCUCCUUACUUUUACUUUAGUUUUCUUUUGCAUUACUCUGACCAAUGCUAUAUCAUCCUACCAACAAGUAUUACAGCACAGCAGGAUCAGGGGCAGGCAGCAUGGCCCCAAUGUAUGUGCAAUGCAGCAAGUAGUAGGAUCCUCCAAGAAAUAUUUCUCCAACUGCAAACAGUGGUAUCGGCGGAAAAUCUGUGGACAACCAACAAUUAUAAGCUAUGAAUGCUGUCCUGGAUAUUCCAAGGUGCAAGGUGAAAGAGGCUGCCCUGUAGCAUUACCCGUUAACAAUAUUUACAAUACACUGGGAAAUGUUGGAUCGAGUGACACUCAACUGUACUCUGAGCGUGCCAACCUCAGACCAGAGAUCGAAGGACCUGGCUCCUUCACAAUGUUUGCUCCCAGUAAUGAAGCCUGGUCAGCUCUCUCUGCGGAAAUUAUUGAUGCCCUCGUAAGCAAUGUCAAUAUUGAAUUGCUCAAUGCCCUGCAUUACCAUAUGAUUAACAAGCGCAUUGUCACGGAUGAGCUAAAGCAUGGAGUGGCCUUGCCUUCAAUGUACCAGGAUCUAAAUAUAUACGUACACCACUAUUCCAACGGCAUCGUUACCGUCAACUGUGCGCGGCUAAUGAAGGCUGACCAGUUUGCGACCAAUGGAGUUGUGCAUGUUAUUGACAGAGUCCUCAUGGCUGUUACAAAUUCGAUUCAGGAUAUUCUUGAAAUCGAUGAGAACUUUCAGCAGCUUAGAGCUGCAAUAGCUGCCGCAGGUCUUGAGACUAUGCUCAGCAGCAAAGGCGAGUAUACCCUCUUUGCUCCCACUGAUGAAGCAUUCAGGAAAGUACCGCCUGCUACUCUGAACAGGAUUUUAGGAGAUCCAGAGGCAUUGAAAUCUCUGCUAAAUUACCAUAUUUUGAGAAAAGUGCAAUGUGCAGAAGCCAUCAUCUCAGGCACACCCAUGGAAACCUUAGAGGGCUCAUCACUGGAGGUGGGCUGCAGUGCUGAUAGUCUUACACUCAAUGGCGAGACCAUCAUCACUGACAAGGACAUGCUAGCAACAAAUGGGGUCAUUCAUAUGAUUGAUGAGCUUCUGAUUCCUGAUUCUGCAAAGACCAUCUUGGAAUUGACAGAAAAGCCUGGUGUCACCGAGAUAGGUGACCUCUUCAGACGAGCUGGUAUGAUCUCCUAUUUGGAAAGACAAGAACCUUUGACACUUCUUGCUCCUCUGGAUUCUGCAUUCAAGGAAAAAUCUCUGGUUGUUAAUGAAGAGAUGAAGGAACUUCUGCUGGACCACAUUGUGAAAGAGCAGCUCUCUUCUAAAUAUCUAUACCACGGGCAGAUACUUGAAACGUUGAGUGGCAAGAAACUGAGAGUGUUUGUUUAUCGUAACGCUUUAUGUGUUGAAAAUAUAUGUAUUGCUGCACAUGACAAAAGAGGAAGGUAUGGUGCCAUGAUGAUAAUGGACAAAAUACUGACUCUUCCAGAAGGCACGAUCAUGGACAUUCUGAAAGCUGAUGAUCGGUUCAGCAUGCUGGUGGGAGCCAUCCAGAGAGCAGGACUCACUGAAACUCUCAACAGGCCUGGCACAUUCACAGUCUUUGCCCCAACCAAUGAUGCUAUCCUGUCUCUAUCCAGCAGUGAACAGAACCGAAUGAUGGGUGAUCCCACUUUGUGGAAGUAUCAUAUUGGUGAACAAAUCCUGGUUAGUGGAGGUGUUGCCAGCAAGAUUAUGAUGUUGAAAUCCCUACAAGGUGCUAACUUGGAAAUAGGAGCAAAAAAUCUCAUCAUCAAUGUAAAUAAAGUUCCAGUUGAAGAUGCUGAUAUAAUGGCAACCAAUGGUGUCAUCCAUGCUAUUGGCAGGGUCUUACAACCUUCUGAUGCAAGACAAUCACUAGAAAAUCAAAAUGGCAUGGAGAUCAGCAGUGAAGAUAUCUUGCGUUUUGGAGUCCGGCCUGCCAGGGUUGCUAACCCUAGGAUUCAGAAAGUUUUAAGUGGUGCUCUUCUGAAGAAAGGCAAAUAAUAUGAACUGAAAAGCAGACCAUAAAUCAUCCAAACUUCAUCCAGAAAUGUUGAAUUCUGAGGCACAAUCUUUCUCUCCUGAAUGCCUAUAUGACAGUAGUACUUAAUUGCCUCAUGAUUACAUAUUGCUUGCUUGUUUGUACAUUUUUGUUACAUUGUUACUUUUUUUUUACAUCACUUGUGAUUGCAUUUUGCUUUAUUAAUGGCAUGGAGUCUUGUUUGAAACUACAGUCAAUUUAGCAAGGAAUUCAGUUAAAUACCAAAAAGUGUGAUAUCUCCAUGCUCUUGUAAGUUUAUGCAUUAGUGCAUAUGUGUAUAAUUGCUUUGUAUGUGCAUGCACAUUGUUCAUAUCUGCAUUUUGCAUCAAAGUGCAUGCCUUUAUAUAUGUAUGUUCCAAUUUGUGUUUAAGUGUUAGCAAAUACCUUAAUUUCACUAGAUAGGUGCCAUUCAGCAGAAUGUUUCUGCAAAUGACUUAGUUUCAAAAUAUUGUUUGAAAAUAAGCCAACGUUAAUCUGUCGAAAGAUUUUCUGCAGUAUAACAUCAUAUUGUUUCCUUUUAAUUUUUAGGUUUGUAUUUUCUCUGAUACAUGUGCUGAUUGUGUUUGUUUCAGAUCAGUAUUAAGAUCUAUGCAUGUCACAAGCUACAGUUCAGUUUAAUGCUGUUUCACCAAUGCUUUGGUAAGGGUAACUAUAUAUUUUUUCAAAUAUGUUGGAAAACAUUUUUAAAUAUGUAUUUAUCUUAAAAUUUAUUCUGUAAAAUGUUCUUAAAAUGCUUUUUUCCUUGAGGCAAUUUGCAGCUAUCAUAAAAGCAAUUUUUUUUUACAAUUUUGAAUCUUUGUUAUUUGGGAGUCUACAGUCUUAUGAUAUUGAUAUAUUUAUUGGGUUGCCUGAUUUCUUUAAAGUCAAUUAACGAUAAUUUUUCUGUUUUGGAUGUACGGAAAACUUUGUAGCAACAGUAUUCUUACUUGUGUCAUAAAGUCAUUGAAUUUAUCAUUUGAGAUCUAACGCAGUACCAAUACCAUUAGGCCGUAAGACAUAGGCCCAUUGAGUCUGCUCAGCCAUUCCAUCAUGGCUGACUUAUUAUCCCUCUCAACCCCAUUUUCCAGUCUUCUCUCCUAACCUUUGACAACCUUACUAUUCAAGAACCUAUCAAUAUCCACUUUAAAUAUACUCAAUGGUUUUGCCUCAACAGCUGCCUGUGGCAAUGAAUUCCACAGAUCCACAACCUCUGGCUAAAUAAAUACUGUACGCUUUAAGAAAGUCUGGGCUGCUACAAGUAUCACUAUUUUACAUCAAUGAUAUUUCAGUUAAACAAUAAAAUCACAUAUUCUGCAAUCCACAGCCACACAACAUGAAUCUAAACAGAAGAUAGCUGCUUAGGAUAUCAUCCAAUUUACAAACUAAAUCCAUUGUUGUGUAAUUUACCUACAUAUUUAGAAAGUAUUUUACACUCUGCAGCAAAGUUUUGAUUAAACCAAGUGUGACCCCAUAGGUUUCUCACUCUGCAUUCCUCAUUCUCUCACCAGAUGUAUCACAGACCUGUUUAAAUAUGAUGAGCAUGGUCAAAUAUUCUGUCACAAUCUCAGGAAUUGUAGCCACUUAAAGUAAGCAUGAUAUUAAGACCAUAAGACAUAAGAACAGAAAUAAGCCAUUCGGUUUAUCUGAUCUGCUCUGCUAUUCGAUCAUGGCUGAUAUAUUAUCCCUCUCAACCCUAUUCUCCUGUCUUCUCCCCAUAACCUUUGAUGCCCUGACUAAUCAAGAACCUAUCAACCUCUGCUUUAAGUAUACUCAAUGACUUGGACUGAGUGUGAGUUUUGCAUUCAGGCCCAUUUGUAAUCUGCUCCGUUCCAGACAAUUAUAGUACUUCAUGUCUUGUUACCACUCUUCACUUAUGGAAACAAAAAUGUAAACUUGUUUUUUACCAUGUUGGUGACAGACUGAAGGGGAGGAAUUCCCAGAUUGAUUAUGCAUUUGCCACCUGGUUAAAUCAGAAACUCAAUUAACUCCAACUAUUUUCACUCGAGACUGAAAGUUGUAUUGAGCAUCAAUAGGCCUUCUUCCCAUCACCAAACAACUAUCUGCAUUUGCAGCUGAUGGUAGUUCAUCUUUAAUGGGUUUUAUCAUGGUCCCUCCUAGACACUCACAUCAGCCAAAGCAACAUCCUGGUCUGAAAACUGAAGUAAUUUAUAAUAACAUCAUAAUGGUGAAGCAAUGAUUCCUUCCCAGUUAAUUUAUUUGUAGAAGAAUGCUGUGACCUUUCUUGGUCAUCCACAGAAUUCCAGUUAUUUGUUAUGGUGGAAUUUCAGGAUUAGAGUUUUACAACAAAGAAACAGGCUUUUUGGCUCACCAUGUCUAUGCUGAUCAUCAUGUCUAUCUAUACUAAACAUACUUGCCUGCAUUAAUUCCAUGUCCCUUUAUGCCUUGUUCAGUUGCAGCCCAAUCACCUCUUAAGUAUUGUUGAUGGUUCUGCCUCCACUACCUCCCCUUGCAGCUUAAUCUAGAUAUCAGCAACUCUGCAAAAAAAUUAUCCUUAGAUCUCCUUUAAACCUCAUCCCUCUCAGUUUAAACCUACCCCUGUAGCCAUAGACCCCUGAAACAUGGCUAUCUACGCUUUCUAUGCCUCUUGUAACUUUAGGUAUCUCAAACAUGUCACAUCUCAUCUCCUGACGGAGUACCUGGUAGGGCUCUGAGAACCUGUGCCAAACAACUGUUGGGUGUGUUCAAAGACCUUUUCAAUCUUUCAUUGCUGUUGUCGGAAGUUCCUACCUGCUUCAAAAGGCCAACGAUCACACCAAGAAGAGCAGAGUGAGCUACCUUAACGACUCUCAUCCAGUAGCACCCACAUCUACGGUGAUGAAUGCUUUGAGAGGUUGCUUAUGGUUAGAAUUCACUCCUGCCUCAGCAAGAAACUGGACCCACUAUAAACUGCCUAUCACUACAACAGGUCUACAGUGCAUGCAGCCUCACUGGCUCUUCACACGGCCUUGGAUCACCUGAACAAUACUAAUAUUUGUGUCAGGAUGCUGUUUAUUGACUACAGCUCAGCAUUUAACACAAUCAUUCCUACAGUUCUGAUCAAAAAGUUCCAAAACCUAAGCCUCUGUACCUCCCUCUGCAACUGGAUCCUCGACUUCCUCACCAGAAGACCGGUGACUGUGAGGAUUGGAAAUAAUAUCUCUACCCCACUAACAAUUGUGACAAAAGAUGGUUACAAAAGUACACAUAGACUAAGAUGUUAACUGUCCUGUGCUAGCACCAGUGGGAUCUGCAACAGAUCCCAACAGUUGAUCUGCCACCUGUCUUCAGGAGAUAGAGAUAAGUAAGACAAUGGAGCAGCAUUUGGAAAUGUUAAUGAAGAGACGAGAGAGUUUAACGGAAGGAGACACCGGUCUGAGUAUCGUCAAGACCGGCUCCUUUUGAAGUAUGAUGGGCAGGCGAUACCCCAGCAGGGGGAUAAAAAAAGGGCAGGUUCGCUAAGACACCACACACGACACCACAAGGUAAUGAGACCCUGGAAGCGGUGUGCCCCCACAAGUCGGUGGGAGUUUUUGGAGUAUUGUUCGUGGGACCAGCCAUAGACGCACAGGGUGGAAAGAUACAGUUGGCGGGAACCUGGUGUGUGUCCACCCUUGCCUGGGUGCCGGGUUCACUGCAGAGGAACGAUCGUAUCUGAAAUGGAGGGGUCACAGUCGGUGACCUCAGAAGACAUUACAAAGGGCUCGCCCGAAAGCUAACUGUGAGGAAUAUCGAAGGUCUGUUUGGAAUCUGAUUUGCAUAUUCAUUCAUUCUCUUUCUCUCUCCAAUGGCACGAUGGCGAUUACUGCGAACUGAACUAAACUGAACUCUGUCACUUGUGAUUGAACAUUUUACCCCUGGACUGCAAUAGAGCUGAUUGACCCUAUUAUCCUAGUUCUGUGUACAUGUGUGUUUAUUCAUUGCUAACCUGUUGCAUUUAUACCCUUACUAUUAGAGUACUGUGUUGCUUAUUUCUUUAAUAAAACUUUCUUAGUUCCAGUAAUCCAGACUCCAGCUGAG
Molecule: messenger RNA, 6148 nt
Organism: Mobula hypostoma (lesser devil ray)
Lineage: Eukaryota; Metazoa; Chordata; Chondrichthyes; Myliobatiformes; Myliobatidae
Gene: tgfbi
Product: transforming growth factor, beta-induced
Exons: 17
Coding region: 94-2115 (673 amino acids)
Biological process (GO): cell adhesion; extracellular matrix organization
Cellular component (GO): extracellular matrix
Molecular function (GO): cell adhesion molecule binding
Source: RefSeq, a predicted model, not a curated record